CAUUCACUGCCAUUAAAGCUAACUCCUGGUAUCUGUGAGCAUUAAAAAGCCAGUCAAAAUGCAAACGCCUCUGUUCAAUAUCGCAGUAUUUUCUUCCUUGCAGGUCUUGCUGUCCUUGUCGUACUUUAAAGGGGUCGUCCAAGCCGCCAGCAGCAGAGGGUUCGGAGAUAACAUCAACUGGAGGACACUGGAAGACGGCAAAAAUGAAGCUGAGGCCAGCGGGCUGCCGAUCAUGGUCCUCAUCCACAAGAGCUGGUGUGGAGCCUGCAAAGCGCUGAAGCCCAAAUUUGCUGAGUCGAAGGAAAUCUCCGAGCUUGCACACAACUUUGUGAUGGUCAACCUGGAGGACGAGGAGGAGCCGAAGGAUGACGCCUACAGUCCCGACGGUGGAUACAUUCCCCGGAUUCUUUUCCUCGAUCCCAGCGGUAAAGUCCACCCUGAAUUCACCAACAAAAACGGAAAUCCCAACUACAAAUACUUCUACAGCAGCGCAGAACAAGUACUGUCCAGUAUGAAGGAGGCGCAGGAGAAGCUGACGGGCGACGCCUUCAAGUUGGGUCACACCGGAGACGAGCUGUGAGGAGGCAGCGACCGGGGGGGCGUCAGGCUGUAAAGGGCUACACUUCGUCUACCUGAGCCUGUGCUUCAGAGCGCCCCCCGUAACGCCCCCCCUUCUCCCCUCACCCCCCAAAAACAACAACCCCGUUAAACUAUUUAUAGUCAUACUGAAGACAGCAAAGGUCCGUCUCACUGACCAAACCAAGCCAACCGGUAAAAAAAGGUCUCGGUGCUUGAGUCGUAUUUUUUUUUGUCUUGUACGGUUUUCCAAACACUUCUACACUGUUCAGACUUCUCCUGUCUUUAUUAUUACAUCAUGUAUAUUUGUAAUCUACUGUUGUUGUUGAUGCCAUUUACUGUACUUUGUAUCUGUAGAGGAUUUUAAACAAGUUAGCCAAGUAAAGUUACGGCAGUAUUGAUGAACUCUCACCUGCACACACUGCUGCUGCUGUUGUUGUUGUUGUUGUUGUUGUUGGAUGGAAACUCAACACCUGCAAGUGCCAAAUUUUAAAAAGACCGACAUAAAUAAAUAAAUAAAAAUGUCUUGUUUGUCACUAGAUCGUCACAAACUUCUGGUAUUUUUUUGGGAAGUUUCACAAACACAUUUUUACCGUUUCCAGCCAACAGCAAUGAUCUAGUACUUGAUACUGAAUCCAGUAUUUAAACACCUCCUGUAAUGUGCUUCCAAAGAUCCUCUACAGUACGUUAACUAUCUGUGACAAUAUUUACCAUGCACACACUUUACCAUGGCUCUGUACGAUGUCUGAUUUAUAUUAUCCACCCUUUAAAAAUAAUCCUAUUCAUUUAAUCCUGCCAAUAUCUGAGUACUUAUUUAGCUAUAUGUUGUUUAUUUAGCUAUGGUUUGUUUUUUGCUGCUCAUGAGGUGACACCACUAUGUUCAUUUAUACAAAAAAAACUGUUUGAACAAGGGAUGAAAACAUUGGUUCAGUGUGUUGAUGUAUUUUAUACAUGUACACAACCAAGUGUGCAAAUAAAGUUUGUAUUGAGUA
Messenger RNA from Scomber scombrus (Atlantic mackerel), 1568 nucleotides. RefSeq names its product thioredoxin domain containing 12 (endoplasmic reticulum) (gene txndc12). The coding region runs from base 59 to 580 and encodes 173 amino acids. Gene Ontology annotation, cellular component: endoplasmic reticulum. The record is from RefSeq and is a predicted model, not a curated record. NCBI's taxonomy places the organism in Eukaryota, Metazoa, Chordata, Actinopteri, Scombriformes, Scombridae. The transcript has 7 exons.